AUGGGCUUUUUGAGCUUAUUUUCUAGAAAGCGGUCGUCAUCCAAGCUCUCGGGUCGGCUACUCAAGGCACAGGCGUAUGAUGCUACAAUAGCUUCGGAGCCACCGCAAAGGGGCGCAUACCCUGUUGCUGGCAAUGGGCCAAAUGUUCUAGAAACUUUAUCCAAGUCAGCCAAGUUCAAAAGCACACAGUUUCCGCUCCAUAUUGACAUAGAAGACGCAUGUGCCCCUUCUCCCCUUGUCCCGCGGUUUCGAGGAGACGAUGUUCAACGACCAAAGACAGCGCCCAACGGUUCCAAAUCAGGAGUAAGCCCGACUAAAGACUCGUCAAAACGCCAAAGCACGUUCAUGGGCCGUACUCUGUCUUUCCGCAAGUCUCGCAUCAUCUCCAAUCCCACCCCAGAUUUGCCAGAUAGUAGUGCGACCCCUGAGUUUGCGCAGUAUGGUCAAGGUUUCGUCCAAGUGUUCCCCCAGACGCUGCCAUCCCUCCCGGCUUCGUCACCAGCGGUCACUUCGCCCAUUAAACUCACACACAGACGGACCAAGUCCAUGCUCAGCGAUGGUGGCCGUUCUGUUGAUUUAUUAGAUGCGCGAUCCGAACUAUCACCACAAAGUCCAGACUUUAGAACGCGUCUGGAGGCAGCCGGGCUCAGAAGUUUUGGCGAAGAUGUAGCAGACAGAAACAUCGCCAUAAGUCUUGAUUCCAGCCAUGUCAAGGCAUUCUACACCCCGGCCGCCGAGAGCAAGACAAGACCGCCGAAUAGAGAUUUGCCCUUGACCUCGGUCUCGAAGGACAAGCCCAAACCCCUUGCCUCAAGCCGCAGUGCGGCGAAUCUGACCAAAUCGCCUUCUCUUCGCCUCUUCCCGGACCAGACUCCUUUGGCAAAGAUUUCAACUGCUGCCAAACCGGCAAAGGAUAACAGUGGCUUGCUCCAGGCAUCCGCCACUGGGUUGAAGCGUCAGGGGAGUUUGUCACAAGGCACCUACGUGCCUUCGGGGUCCACUUCUGAAAACGUAGCCAAAAACUCUGCCAGGAUGAGAGCGCAGAGUCUUCACAAAGUCACUCUGCCCAAGAAUACCAGCACACCCUCUUUACCCGAUCGUCCAGCAACGAGCUGGGAUCCUCGCACCGACGACCCGAGUCCGCAAGUGCCCCAUUAUAUUCCUCGGAGACAGGAUGAAGAUGCCGAGGGGCUCAAGAAGUCGAAGAUACCGGUUGCUACGCCAUUUCGGCACUCGACCCAUCCGGGCACCAAGUUUCACUCACGGUUCCAAACCUAUCAGCCCAAGUCUGACAGCAGACCUGGCACGUCCUCGAAUGUUGGGUCAGUACCGAGAACCUCCACGUCUGCGGCUUCCGAUCCGCGCCCCUCCUCUUCGAGGGCGAACAGCGGCCAUGUCCUGGAACUUCCCGCGUCAUUCGCCGUAAGCGAUGGCUCGGACUGGUUUGCAGGCUUGGACGAUACAAAGUCAGCGCCCUCACCCUGUGUGAGUAUAUCGCAUACGCACAAUGAAAGGCCAGAACCCAGGAGCGUCGGAGGCCGCAGAUGCCCCAGGACCCAAAGCAUGUUUUCGCUGUCAAGGCGCAGUGAUCUCGAAGAUAUUUCCGAAUUCGUUCCCGAGCGCACAAGUAGCAGACGAAGGUGGUCGGUCGCAUCCGAUGCGCUUAGCGUUUCUUCUCUAGGCUCUUUUGCACACACUCCACGUCCUCAGUCUGUCCUGACUCCAGAGACUUCGAUCGAUCUCGGCUUCCAGGGAAUACUCGAAAUAGUUGAAGACAUCCCAACGGAAAAUGGACAAGCCCAAAAAGAAGACUUCAACAUUGAUGACUACGUCUCCUCAGACGACGACUCGUUUGUGGCGCCGCGGCAUCCGCGAGUCCAGGACGGAGAGAACCUCCUGUUCAGAGACGGCAGAUAUGGCAUAUCUCAGCUACCUGGUCUGAACCACAGCUACACCACAACAGAGCCGGCAUCAGCACCGGUGGUUCGUGGGCGGGCUCCUCCUGUGACCAUGUCCAACCUUCCUUCGGAACGGCCGUCGAGCAAGAAAAGUCCAAGGGUCACAGGACGAGGCCUUGACUCAAUCGCCUCGGUGUACAACACACGCAGAUCUAUAUCACAAUCUCAUGCGCGUUUUCGACGACCAUCGGUGGAGGUUGACGACAGCUCAGAUGGGGAGAUUGACAGCCUGAGAGACAGGCAUGGUCAUGGUCAUCGUCGGGUAUCUCAGCAACAAUCUCCGUCGUAUCGAGAUCGCAAUGGCUCACGGCGGCUCUCUGUGACAGCGGUCAAGUACGAUAAUAAGAGCAAUAUUGAAAUCGUACAUGCUACCAGGGUUUGCGUGUGUGGCGCUUAUGCCGAUGAGCCAAAGCUGGAGAAGCCGAGUUCUUUUGCAGCUGGCCGUAGGCGCAAACAGGAAAAGAUGAGGGAGCGAACCAUGCAGCUCGCGCAGCGUGGCAGAAGCAAAAGUGGAGCUGACAAGGAAGAAAGGCGUUGA
Molecule: messenger RNA, 2496 nt
Organism: Pyricularia oryzae 70-15
Lineage: Eukaryota; Fungi; Ascomycota; Sordariomycetes; Magnaporthales; Pyriculariaceae
Exons: 4
Coding region: 1-2496 (831 amino acids)
Source: RefSeq, a predicted model, not a curated record